CACCACACAACCCCGCUGUCAAAGACCUCAACGCUGGACGUCGUCGUGUUCACUCGCAAACUCGUAUACGUUUAUCACGUAUUUGUUAUAUAGAUCGUAUUAUCGCAACCGCUCUUAAAUAUUUAUUAUCCGUCGCUUCUUCGUCUAUAAAAAUCUCAACGUUGCGUCACGUGCGUGUGAUCGGGUAACAAUCGAUUUCAAGUCAUUUCCUCAUUUCCACCGCCGCUGCAAUGGACGGUCCGCGUUGGCCCGUGACAAUGACGUCAACCAAGAAGACCAUGUCUAGGUCUUUUCUAAUCGACACUCUCAUAGGAAGCGUCAAACGUCCCCCCACUAGUGCCGCUGUUGCUGCUGCCGCCGCCGCAGCGUCCGUAUCCGCAGCUUCCGGAUCUUAUCACCCACAACUCAACGAGUACAUUCAGUUCUUGAAUAGGACUGCAGCAGCGGCCGCCGUCUACGGAUACCAAUCUCCAACACCUGUUGUAUUCCCGUCGGCUACAAAUCCGCGGUUUUUCGGAUAUCCGGUUGGUGGCAGUAGCAGUGGAGGUGGCGGUGGUGCGUUUGGCAAAGACCACCAACAGCAACAUCAUCACCACCAAAAGCAGCUAUCGCCAACAGUUGUAAAACCCGUUCCCGUUGUAGCCACCAGCACAGGCCAGAAGAAUAAAUCACAUCAUGCAAAAACAACGACGAAAAAGAGAACCAUGGACGAAAUGAUGGCUUAUGACUCAGAAUGUGUUGCGACUGAAGACUCGCUACGAGAAAAUGGUGAGAGCGACACAGAUUCCGGAAGUUCGAAAAGGAUUCGGACAGCAUUCACCAGUAACCAACUAUUGGAAUUGGAACGAGAAUUCUCCAGCAAUAUGUAUUUGUCACGAUUAAGGCGCAUAGAAAUUGCCAACUGUCUACGGUUGUCUGAAAAACAAGUGAAAAUUUGGUUCCAAAAUAGACGGGUUAAGCACAAGAAAGAAGAUGGACCCUCGUCAUCGAUCAAGUCAGGUACAUCGUGCUGUAACUGUCCGAAAUCAUGUCACCAGUCAUCUAUAGCGGUCGGAAAUACGUCCGGUUGUCGACAAAACGAUACUGACGGCGGCGAUGGUGAUGGACAUUGUGGUCGGUUUGACUAGACGCGAGUGUAGGCGAACAAGCUAUAAUUAUUAUAAUAGUUCGCCCGUGGCAAGUACAAACAUUAAUUUAAGAGCAAUGGCUGUGAUGAAGAGUGGCGGUCGAAUGUCAUCGAUCAACCACUGUAAUAUCGUAACACGAAUUUCUUUUUCAACCGUUCGUGGUGGACGCGAAAUUACUAAGGCACUGAAAAUCUAACGAAUUUAAUUAUUUGUAAAAUAAUAACAGGAUAAUUUGUGUCCUGUGCGUUAUAUUGAACCACUAAUAGUCGGCAAUGGCUUUGACGGUGUCAGCGAAAUAAGACGCAACUGGUACGCGUGGUUUGAAUGAAACAUAUUAUUUAUAUAGUUUAAUGAAUAUUACGUUUACUUAAU
This is a messenger RNA of Melanaphis sacchari, 1499 nucleotides long. RefSeq names its product homeobox protein Hox-D4-like. The transcript is spliced from 2 exons. Gene Ontology annotation, molecular function: RNA polymerase II cis-regulatory region sequence-specific DNA binding; DNA-binding transcription factor activity, RNA polymerase II-specific. Gene Ontology annotation, cellular component: nucleus. Gene Ontology annotation, biological process: regulation of transcription by RNA polymerase II. Lineage: Eukaryota; Metazoa; Arthropoda; Insecta; Hemiptera; Aphididae. Bases 231 to 1127 code for a protein of 298 amino acids. The record is from RefSeq and is a predicted model, not a curated record.